Messenger RNA from Caenorhabditis remanei, 2901 nucleotides. RefSeq lists its product as uncharacterized. Lineage: Eukaryota; Metazoa; Nematoda; Chromadorea; Rhabditida; Rhabditidae. The record is from RefSeq and is a predicted model, not a curated record. Gene Ontology annotation, cellular component: mitotic spindle; microtubule organizing center; spindle microtubule. Bases 1 to 2901 code for a protein of 966 amino acids. Gene Ontology annotation, molecular function: microtubule binding. Gene Ontology annotation, biological process: mitotic spindle assembly. The transcript is spliced from 12 exons.
AUGCAACCAAAAUCCGGUGGAUACUCACUGAGCAAAGCGGAUUUUACGAAAGCUUUUGAGGAUGUUCCUAAAGUUCCCAUCACAUCUGCCAUCGACCUUCGAAACAAAUUCGAUGCCGUCAAAACAAUUCUUUCGAAUAGUUCAGAAGACUGGAAUAAACGACAAACUCAGCUGAAAACCAUCAGAAGUUUGAUAAUAAAUGGAGAGAAACUAGUCGAUCGACCCACAAUGAUUGCUCAUCUUAUUCAAUUUUUGGGUUGUUUCGAAGUCGCCGUGAAAGAUUUGAGAUCUCAAAUUUUACGAGAAGCAGCUAUUACUUGUAGUUUCAUUUUGAGUAAAUAUGGAAUUGAAACUCAUUCGAUCGGAGAGGAUAUUUUGAUUCCAACUAUGGCUCAAGUGGCAGUCAGUACUAAAAUUAUGGCAACUUCCGCGAGUACAUUGGCUGAAUUUAUAGUAGAAUACGUUCAAACUCGCCAAGUUUUUACAAUUCUCUCCUCGUUUUCCACUUCAAAGGAUAAGAAUCAGAGAAGGCAGUUGGCUGUUUUGCUAGAAAUUAUUAUUGAGAAAUGGAGUGAUCGAAUGAAAAAGCAAAUCAUCCGACAAAUCUGUGAACUCGUAAAAUCAGCCAUCAAUGACGCAGACUCCGAAACGAGAGCUGCUGGAAGAAGGGCAUUCGCAAAAUUAGAAGAGUUUCAUCUCGAAGAAGCAGAUGCUUUAUAUUUAGAACUAGAACAUUCGAAACAAAAAAUGUUGAGAGGUGGGGAUGCUGCGUCGUCAUGGGCAAGUAUCAAUAGUGAUAGAGGGUCUAUUCCGAUUCGAUCGAAACUGUCGGCUGGAUCGAAAGCUCAUUCUAAUAUCAGUGCUAAAUUUCUUGCUCAGAGGAGUGCAUCUGCAAUUGAUCCGAAAACCCUAAAAAUGACUGGAGCAUCUAGUCGAUUAGUGAGACCGACUUCUAUUAAAGCUAUGGUUAGGCAAGACACGUCCCCGUCUGGAACCAAGAUCCCUUACCCAAAUCGACCUGGUUCCCGAACGAGAACAUCUUCCAUCAACUCAAAUGACUCUCGUGACACCUCACCCACUCGAAGACACUCUCCACUUCCACAAGAUCCUCAGAUUAAAGCACGGACCAAAUAUGGAAAUGGAAGUUCAUUUUUUGCGAAACUUGGAAUGCCGACCGACAAUACAGAUGACGAUGAGUUUCUUCUACCGAUUCGAGUGCGAUCCCCCGCAAAAACUCAGUUGGGAGAGAAUACGGAUAACGUUUCCCGAGUUUUGAAAGAGUGUUGCUCAUCGUCUGUGACCGAGAAGAAGGAGGGAAUCAAGAAGUUGUUGCCCAUCGUUUCUGAUUCAACACUUAACUCAACCGAGAUUAAAAACAUUGGGAACUGUUUGAACCGAUUGUUAUCAGAUGCAUCCAAUACAAUGGUCCUCGAAGUCUAUGCCGUAUUCAUCCGAACCCAUAGUAGUCGACUCUCCGAAUGGCUUCGGCUGGCUCUGGCUAAACUAUUUGCACGAAAAGCGGCUGAAUCACUUCCAAACACCAAAAAACAAAUAGGAAAUACACUGAAUGUCAUUUUGGAAUGUUUCAAUGCUCAUCAUCAACUGGUUACUGUAUGCGAAUUGAUGUGUGAUCCGAUUCAUUUGAUGGUUCCCAAGGCGAGAGUUGCACUUUUGGAGUACAUGACGAGUCUUCUGGAUGAGUAUACUGAGCCUGGAGCAUCUAUUAAUGUAAAAGAAUUGAACACUGCAAUCCGAAAAAUGUUCACUUGGAUCGGAGAUCAACGUCAGUCAAUUCUUUUGACUCCAUACAUCGAGAAGGCUAUCUGCUCGAUGUUUUGUGUGAAUGUUGCUGACUUCUCUGCACUUAUCUCAGAUUUCGAUGCAGACCAGAAGGCGUGGAUCCAUCAAACUCUUCAACGAAAUGGACUCGAAAAUGGAAUAAGCAGCGGAAGUGGGAACAACCAAAACCAGCAGUCAACUCCCCGAGUUGCUGACAACAUUCAAUACAAGAACGAAUCGUCCGUUGUUUUGCCAGAAUUCGGAGGAAUUCAGAAGAAGAAGCCUGGAGUUACUCUUGGCUCAUUCAAUACUUCUGCGAAUUCUGCACUCACUCGAUUAGAAGAACAAUCGAAGUCGAGGCUGAUGGAGAAAGUUAACCUGAACUCAACAGUCACUCUGCCACCUGACACCCUUGAAAAGAUCCAAAAUGUCCAAGAACUCCUUCACAAAAUGCGAGAUGCGGAGAAUCCAGAUGAGCAAGAGAGUGCGAUCAGCGCCAUUUACAUGAAAAUUUGUGAUGGAGGGUUCGGAAUCUGGGAACAGUGUUAUGCAAAACUUCUGCUCAAUUUGUUCGAGAUUCUUUCAACGAGUCGAUCGGAAAACAACAAGAAAAUGUGUCUUCGAAUUCUGGGAAAGAUGUGUACCGCCCAAGCAGCCAAACUAUUUGAUUCGACUGAAAUGGCAGUUUGUAAAGUGUUGGAUGCAGCUGUGAAUACUAAUGACGCAACGACUGCGUUGGCUGUUGAAGACUGUCUUCGAACUCUGGCAACUCAUCUUCCAUUGGCAAAUAUUAUUAAUAUUGCCAAAGUGAUUCUCAUUCAAGAACCAAUUGAUGACGAAAGAGCAUCUUUAGUUCUCAAAAUGGUGACAAGACUUUUCGAGGAGCUUCCAGCAGAUGAGGUGAUAAAUGUCGUUGAUGAUAUCACUCCAUGUAUCAUAAAAGCGUACCAAUCGACGUCAUCAUCAGUUCGGAAGACCGUCGUUUAUUGUCUUGUCGCCAUGGUAAAUCGAGUCGGGGAGCAGAGAAUGGCACAGCAUUUCACCAAACUCCCCAAAGCAAUGACCAAUCUGAUCCAGGUCUACGUCAAGAGAGCAAUAUCCGCUAGUUUACCGAGGCUUUGA